GUACCUUUGAAAACUUAUUUAAAAUAAACACGAAACUGACAAAAAAAAAAAAACUCGUCCGAUACAAGUUCUCGGCAUAUGUCAAAUUCACCUCCGACACAACACACAUAACUAGCCAAACGAACAGUCUAGUAAGUAUUGGUUAGGUAUGUACAUGAAAGCAGUUAUAUUUUGUUGACAGAAGUUUUAAAUUACUCGAAGUACCUAGAUUACUUCUCAACGAUAAAGAAGAAUUAUAGCACAAGUCACCCUUCACUCCAAGUCUGAACUGAGGAAAAGAAUCAUCCCAAACCGCACGACCCCAGCCAUGUCACCUUGAGAGUGCACCUCUGUCCCCUGCGUACGGUGCCGACGAACCGAUGUGGUAACGAGAGGUAUAAAAGGAGCGCGGAGACCGGGACCAGUAUCAGUUCACCACUGCCUACUUCCAAGACGCCAACAUGAAGCUCUUCAUUUUCGCCGUCGUCCUGGCCGUGGCCGCCGCCGCCCCGUCGGAGCUCUCCUACGAAGAGGACAUCGUCGAGAUUCUCCGACAGAACAUCGACCACAACGACGACCACUCCUAUCAACAUUCUUUCGAGAGCGAGAACGGCAUCUCUGUGUCGGAGUCUGGCCAGCCGGAGGAUGACGACAGCUACAGCGUGUCGGGCCAGUUCAGCUACACGGCCCCCGACGGCGUCACCUACACGGUGGUGUACUCGGCCGGCGAGCAGGGCUUCCAGGCGCAGGGCGACCACCUGCCCACCCCGGUGCCCACCCAGUACCCCACGCCGGAGGUGGCCGACGACGAGGAAGAGGAGGGAGAGCAGGAGGAGGAGGAGGAGGGAGAGGAGGAGAGUGCUGCUGCUGGGGAGCCCGUCUACGAGAGGGUCAUCGUAGGCUACAGGCCACGGUACAACUAAACUAUUCAUUGUCCUUUGCAAGGCUUCUGCGAGUCAGUUUUAUUUGAACGCCGAAUUUUUAUGCGUUCGAUGGUCAUGUUCAUGUGUAUUGUGUAAAAUGUACUGAUUGUUAAGCAAUAAUACAGUUUGUCACGUAA
Molecule: messenger RNA, 1039 nt
Organism: Amphibalanus amphitrite
Lineage: Eukaryota; Metazoa; Arthropoda; Thecostraca; Balanomorpha; Balanidae
Product: cuticle protein CP14.6-like
Exons: 3
Coding region: 441-902 (153 amino acids)
Cellular component (GO): chitin-based extracellular matrix
Molecular function (GO): structural constituent of chitin-based larval cuticle
Source: RefSeq, a predicted model, not a curated record